Molecule: messenger RNA, 7511 nt
Organism: Paramuricea clavata
Lineage: Eukaryota; Metazoa; Cnidaria; Anthozoa; Malacalcyonacea; Plexauridae
Source: the annotation of a GenBank genome assembly
GGUACAUGUUUUGGUCACGUUGGGGAAAGAAACCCAGAAUUGUCCGUGCCUCCAUGGAUGGCACAGGUCGAAAAAAUGUCAUUACAACUGAUGUCAAAAGGCCAAAAAGUUUAGCAGUUGAUUUCAAGGACCCUAGGUUAUUUUGGCUUGAUGCUUUUAAGGACUAUAGUCGUCUAGAAAGCUCAAAUCUUGAUGGCAAAAAUCGAAAGAAAAUAAUCAGCAGCUCUUUGCGACGCCCUUUUUCAAUUACUCUAUAUGGUGAUCGAGUCUUUUGGACGGACAGGAAGAAAUUGUCUAUUGAAUCAUGCAACAAGAAGACUGGGCUUGAAAAAUGGCUUGUGAAGGAUAAAAUAAAAAAAAUAAUGGAUCUUCAAGCUUUUGAAGCUGAAAGGCAACCAGAUGGUAUGUAAUUGUUGAACAAUUAAGAGCAAUCUUAAUAUAAAAUAUGCGUUAUUAUUAAAUUAAGCCACUUCCUAAAUUCGGUCCCAUGCAGUAACAAUCUCGUACACAGAGCCAUCGUUGAGUGGCUGCGCCAUAUAUGGCAUAUUAAUAUAUACUAUUAGUAUAAAUUUUGCAUAUCAAAUGAGCUUUCGCGCGUUCUGAUUGGCUAGUUGACUAGUAAAUCCGAGGCAUUAUUUACCACCUGGGUAGUAAAUAAUGCUUUUAAAAAAGAAUGAUUCGGCAAAUUUGGUUUCAAAAUCGACAAAAUAUUGAAAAAAUCGUUCCCAGAAAACGAAUGAAGCACAAAAUGUUGUUUUAACUUGAAAGAUAUAACUAUAGGAUUCCUUUAUUAUUUUACAGUGUCAAACAUAUUCACGGACAAUUUAGAACUUAUUUAAAACUAAAAUCCUUUUUGUUUUCAAACAAAUAGCAAAAAGUAUCCCGACUGUUCAAUGGGAAAACCUUGCCGAGAUAUUCUUUCAAAUCCAUUUUGUUUUCUAUCCUAUAGAGUCAAUUUGUACGAUACUAUUUCUUUUGAUAUGUCAUGUUUUCAUUGUUCUGUAUGGCGUUAUGACCUCUGUAUUGUGUUUUCAAAUCUUGUAAAGUGCAAAGUGUUAUUAAAACUUUAUUUCGAACGAUAUAAUUUUACAUUUCGAUUUACCAAAUUUCUCAGCCAUUUCCUGAAAAAAAUAUUGCUAAACAGAAACUAUUUUUUAAUUCUAAGUCUGGUGAAAAAGUCAUUCCGUCAUUGUGUUUAUAUUCUAAGCAGAAAUCGAUAAAAACAUGAACUUUGCAAUAAAGCGAUAAAGUCACACAAGAAGCCAUUUUGAAAGCGUGUGCGUACAAGAAACACUGCGACACUAUUAGUGAACAGGCCGAAAACAGUUUUAUUUCUGAAUUUUAAUUGAACUGUUAUUUGGAUUUUUAUUUUAUUAAUUAAAAAUUUAUACUAAAACAAUUAUUCGCCUCAGGCUCAGCGAUUAGAGCGAAUAUUCACCACGACUUCGUCUCGGUGAAUAUUCACCGGUAUCACUUCGCCUUCGGCGAAUAAUUGUUAAUUAGUAUAAUUACAUAGGUUACCGUUGGUUAUCUGAUUGGUUACCGUUGAGGUAUUACUACGCGAUAAUCACCUAAGUGAUUUUCAAAAUGGCGGCCGAAGCCGUUUUGUCAAUUAAAAGACGACGAAAUGUGCAUUUUUAAAUUUUUUUCCAAAUAAUCACCCAUGAAAUUAUACUAAAACAAUUAUUCACCUCAGGCUCGGUGAUUAUCGUGAAUAAAAACCUCGACUUCGUCUCGGUUUUUACUCACCGAUAAUCACCUCGCCUUCGGCGAAUAAUUGUUAAUUAGUAUAAUUACAUAAGUUACCGUUGGUUACCUGAUUGGUUAUCGUUGAGGUGAUUAUUACGCGAUAAUCACCUAAGCGAUUUUCAAAGUGGCGGCCGAAGCCGUUUUGUCAAUUAAAAGACGAAGAAAUGUGCAUUUUAAAAUUUUUUUUCCAAAUAAUCACCCAUGAAAUUAUACUAAAACAAUUAUUCACCUCAGGCUCGGUGAUUAUCGUGAAUAAAAACCUCGACUUCGUCUCGGUUUUUAUUCACCGAUAAUCACAUCGCCUUCGGCGAAUAAUUGUUAAUUAUUUAACAUCGGUAAUUAUACAGGGUGUAUAAAAAAAAGGUAAUCGAACUUCAGCGCGCUAUUAUACGUGAAUCACUCGGCGUAUGAACAAUUGGUUUUCAUAUUUGGAAAGAUCAGGCUUUUAGCUAUUGAAUGACAUGCUUUUCAUACCAGGCCAAUCGAGGCCAAUCAAAAAUGUUAGUCAAAAUCGCAUAUGUUCACCUCUGUGCCUAAUUAAAACAAUGCAUAACAAAAGAAAAAGCAAUUUAAUCACUAACGUGUCGUACCUUAGCUAAGAUUUAUUCCUACUUAAUAAUAAUUAUGAAUAUGUGCGUAGUUUAAUGAAGUGAAAUUCAUCAACUUAAUACCAAAGGGAGUUCAUUUUCAAUGGUUUUAGACCCAACUCUCAACGGUGAAAAUAUGCGAUUCUGACUAACAUUUUUUAUCGGAUUUGUAUUUGCUCAUUUUUUUUAAACGUAAGUCAAUUGUACGUAUAGUCAGUUGUCUUUAUCCUUAGUAACAGUAUGGAAGCAACCGUGCCCCAAAACAGUGUCUCUCAUAAAACAAGAAACAUAACAUCAUUUGAAGCAUGGCGUCAAAAUUUACAAUAUACAUUUAUUUAUCGUUGUGGUAUUAAAAUGGUAAUGGUCUAUUGACACAUUUAGUAGCAGUUACGCUAAUUUACAAUGAACCUACACCCAAUGAACACUCCUUAUCUGUCCAGCUAGACCCUGAUUCUACCCUAUCAAAAAGCAUGCACUCCGAAUUCAGCCGGUUAGUUAAAGCGGCCUAUACCAGGGUCUCUGCUGGAGAGAGCCUGGCUUGCGAGGUUGGGAAGUUACUUCGCUACUCCUGACGAAAGACUGUCACUCCAAACAUUGACAACACUGGCACAGAUCGUUCAAGUUUAAAUUGAAAACGGACAGAUAAUCGUUUUCCAAUCAAUUAUUUUUGUUAACGUACUCGAUAAUUUUGGUUUUGUUAUGCAAGCAAGGGCAUAAAGAACAGUGACUUGAACAGAUCAAUUUGCAUACAACACAAGAAAAAAUUGCUGUCUUUUUGUAGCCAUCAUUUUAAUUUUUCAAAAUUAAUUACUAAAAUGUAUGUACAGUACAACAUACAUUGUAAAAUAAAGUAUUUUGUUUAUAUUAUAGUGAAAAACUCGUGUGCUAUUGAUAAUGGUGGAUGUAGCGACUUGUGUUUUUUGGCAGCUGGUGGUAAUCAUACCUGUGCAUGUCCAACUGGUAUUGUUCUCUUGGAUGAUGGCAAAACCUGUGAAGAUGGUAAGCAAUAAAUUGUACUGUGCUGAGUACAUUCCUUGUGUUACAUUUUGUGCUAUAAGAUAUGACAUGUAAUUAGAGAGAGAUGUUUGUAACACCGCGGAAUAACGUCUACGCAUGCACAUGUACUAGAAAAAAUGGCAAGGAAUUUAAAUGCAAAGUUGUAGUUAAAAACAUGGCUAUUUAACAAACAAAAAAUACACUAGACGUGUAGUUUAGACAUUAAUAAAAAGUUUUCUAACAUUUAAAAUCCAAAAAUUCCGCUUGUCAUGUAUUUUCACAGAAAAGGCAAAGCAUCGAAGUCCCAUUUCGAGUUUUUGACAACCUUUAGACUGCGAACAGUCCCUCCUUAAAAGGAAAGGAGGGACUGAAGACAACACAUUAAGAAACGAAAUACACGUUGCCCACAAAACAAUUAACAAUUAUACCAUGAACUCGAGUCGUAUAUGAGCUGAUAGCCGACGAGGUGCGUAGCACCGAGUCGGCUAUCAGUCAUAUACCGGGUGGCCCAAAAAAAAGUACUCCUGUUUGAUUCGUAAUAACUUCUAAACAAGUAAAGUUUUUAAAGAGAAAUAACUUGCAUUAAAUAGAGGAAGGACUAACUUAGAUUUUGAUAUAUUACAGUUGUAUUUAACUUAAAAAUUCACGGAUAUAUUAAUGUUAAAAAUGGGGAGCAUAUUUUGGAAUGUGUCUAAAAUUAGCGAAAAUCGGCAUAUCAAAUAUUAACUCCAGCGUUUGUUUGCUUAAUGACAUAUUAGGCUAACUUGUAUUUCAGCGAAUUAUCGUUAAGGUUUGUAAGGGAUAUGGCGUAGAUUUAGACAUCUUACAUGUAAGUCUUAGCUCAUUGUUUCCUGAAAUAUGAACGUUCGAAAUUAUGCAAGUAUUUAAUAUUAGGUCUUUGCAAACUUAAAUGUACAUGAAAGACUGACCAUGGAAGGCAGGCGCUUAAAUUUUUCGUAUUCUUAAAUAGCCUAAUUUUUUUAUGUUUUUAAUGGGUUCAAACAGACUGAGUAGAUUAUUUCUCGGUUAGAGCAGGAUGAAUAUUCUUUAUUGAAGGAAAUAAUAUUGCUUUUUGCAAAUACACAUCACCGUAUCAACGCUACUAUUUUGUUACGUUUUGUUCCAAAAAUGUUGCAUGUCUCUGGGGAGUUGCUUAAUUGUUAUGUCUUAUGGAGUUGUAUGGUUUGAUUGUGUUUCAUAUAAUUCUCAGUUUACUCCAUGAACUUGCCAAGAUUAAGAAACGGCAAAAGAGUUUGGGUGUUCUUAACAAGAUUUCAGAACGUUGCAGAAGUUAGAAGAGCUUCACAAUUCCGUUGUGACAGCAUGCCCUAAUUCAGAACUACGAACGAUCCAAUGACGAUCCUUCGCGAUGCAGUGGUCUCAUGAAAUAAGGAAACGUAUUCGUGCUAGGAACACACGCGAAUUUCGGACGAAUGAAUCUUGCUUGUAUUUUGUAGAUAUAAUAAUACUUUGUUUCAUAAUAAACAAUUUGUCAAGUGUCAUUUAUUUACUGGUAAUAGUGCAUGUUUCAGUCGGGCAAAUCUUGAUUAAUAUUUGAUACGCCGAUUUUGCAUAUUUCAGACACAUCCAGAAAUAUCCUCCCGAAUUUAAAGAUUAAUAUCUCCGUGAAUUUUUAAGUGAAAUACAACUGUAAUAUAUCAAAGUCUAAGUUAGUCCUUCCUCUAUUUGAUGCAAGUUAUUUCUCUUUAAAAGCUAUACUUGUUUAGAUGUUAUUACGAAUCAAACAGGAGUACUUUUUUUUGGGCCACCCGGUAUGACGAGAGCGAAUGGUGAUGUUUUAUAAUAUAGUCUAUAUAGCCAUUAACUGAAGCAAUAAUUAAUUAUCCUCUGUUACAAUGUCUUGACAAUUUGUUCGGCCAAAAACCGCUUGGCCUUGAAAAUUUGAAAUACGUUUGUUUUACAACUCGAAGACGAAGUGAAAGAAAUGGUUUUAGAACCGGUAUAUCUCACAGAAAAGCUCAGAUAUAUAAUACAGAUGUUUGGUAUAUUAUAAUAAGUGCUUGUUGCCUGGAAAUUCGUUUGUCUUUCGUUGCAAACUUUUCUAAACAAUUUAUAUUCUCAAUGAACAUGUCUUUUUCGCUGUUGUUUCGGUAUUAAUUCUUUAAAAAAAUUGCAUUUAAACUAAUUUCUAUGUAAUAAAUAUAUUUUGCUAACCUAUCAAAUUUUUUUUUAGUGUUUUUCCUUGUACUAUAUCUUUCUCGAAGCGAAUAUUUUUCUUUUUUCUGCUUCGCAAAACUCAUGUAGUUUUUGGACCGCCAUCUUGUUUUUCGCUACUCGCCGUAUAUGGGCUGAUAUACGGCGAGUAAUUCAACCAAUCAGAUUGAAGAACAGCUCAUAUACAGUGAAUGACUAUAUUAUAAUAGCUCAUAUGCUGCUAGUAAAGAAAAACAAAAUGCGGCUCAAACUGAAUUUCCGACGUUUGCGAAUGAGAAAACGACAAUUUGUUCGCUUUUUACAGUCUUUUCAACAGAUCAAUUUGCAUGCAACCCAAGAAAAAUUGCUGUCUUUUUGUGGCCAUCAUUUUAAUUUUUCAAAAUUAAUUACUAAAAUGUAUGUACAGUACAACAUACUUUGUAAAAUGAAGUAUUUUGUUUAUACUAUAGUGAAAAACUCGUGUGCUAUUGAUAACGGUGGAUGUAGCGAUUUGUGUUUGUUGGCAGCUGGUGGUAAUCAUACCUGUGCAUGUCCAACUGGUAUUGUUCUCUUGGAUGAUGGUAAAACCUGUGAAGAUGGUAAGCAAUAAAUUGUACUGUGCUGAGUACAUUCCUUGUGUUACAUGUUGUACUAUAAGGUAUGACAUGUAAUUAGAGAGAGAUGUUUGUAACACCGCGGAAUAACGUCUACGCAUGCGCGUGUACUAGAAAAAAUGGCAAGGAAUUUAAAUGCAAAGUUGUAGUUAAAAACAUGGCUAUUUAACAAACAAAAAAUACACCAGACGUGUAGUUUAGACAUUAAUAAAAAGUUUUCUAACAUUUAAAAUCUAAAAAUUCCGCUUGUCAUGUAUUUUCACAGAAAAGGCAAAGCAUCGAAGUCCCAUUUCGGGUUUUUGACAACCUUUAGACUGUGAACAGUCCCUCCUUAGAAGGAAAGGAGGGACUGAAGACAACACAUUAAGAAACGAAAUACCCGUUGCGCACAAAACAAUUAACAAUUAUACCAUGAACUCGAGUCGUAUAUGAGCUGAUAGCGGACGAGGUGCGUAGCACCGAGUCGGCUAUCAGCCAUAUAUGACUAGAGCGAAUGGUGAUGUUUUAUAAUAUAGUCUAAUAGCCAUUAACUGAAGCAAUAAUUAAUUAUCCUCUGUUACAAUGUCUUGACAAUUUGUUCGGCCAAAAACCGCUUGGCCUUGAAAAUUUGAAAUACGUUUGUUUUACAACUCGAAGACGAAGUGAAAGAAAUGGUUUUAGAACUGGUAUAUCUCACAGAAAAGCUCAGAUAUAUUAUACAGAUGUUUGGUAUAUUAUAAUAAGUGCUUGUUGCCUGGAAAUUCGUUUGUCUUUCGUUGCAAACUUUUCUAAACAAUUUAUAUUCUCAAUGAACAUGUCUUUUUCGCUGUUGUUUCGGUAUUAAUUCUUUAAAAAAUUUGUAUUUAAACUAAUUUCUAUGUAAUAAAUGUAUUUUGCUAACCUAUCAAUUUUUUUUGAGAGUUUUUCCUUGUACUAUAUCUUUCUCGAAGCGAAUAUUUUUCUUUUUUCUGCUUCGCAAAACUCAUGUAGUUUUUGGACCGCCAUCUUGUUUUUCGCUACUCGCCGUAUAUGAGCUGAUAUACGGCGAGUAAUUCAACCAAUCAGAUUGAAGAACAGCUCAUAUACGGUGAAUGACUUGCGAACGAGAAAGCGACAAUUUGUUCGCUUUUUAUAGUCUGUACAACAGAUCAAUUUGCAUGCAACACAAGAAAAAAAUUGCUGUCUUUUUGUAGCCAUCAUUUUAAUUUUUCAAAUUUAAUUACUAAAAUGUAUGUACAGUACAACAUACUUUGUAAAAUGAAGUAUUUUGUUUAUACCAUAGUGAAAAACUCGUGUGCUAUUGAUAACGGUGGAUGUAGCGACUUUUGUUUGUUGGCAGCUGGUGGUAAUCAUACCUGUACAUGUCCAACUGGUAUUGUUCUCUUGGAUGAUGGUAAAACCUGUGAAGAUGGUAAGCAAUAAAUUGUACUGU